This is a messenger RNA of Cadophora gregata, 1926 nucleotides long. RefSeq lists its product as uncharacterized. The record is from RefSeq and is a predicted model, not a curated record. NCBI's taxonomy places the organism in Eukaryota, Fungi, Ascomycota, Leotiomycetes, Helotiales, Ploettnerulaceae. Gene Ontology annotation, cellular component: nucleus. The coding region runs from base 56 to 1051 and encodes 331 amino acids. The transcript has 2 exons. Gene Ontology annotation, biological process: DNA damage response; DNA replication. Gene Ontology annotation, molecular function: double-stranded DNA binding.
ACCACAGUCUCUAAUUUCCUGUCUCCAACCUCGAUCGCAUAGCAUUGCAGCAAAGAUGCCGAAAGCUGAAGUAGGAUCCACAAAGCACCUGAACAACAAGCUCAAGUCCAAAGGACUCCAGCGAUUACGAUGGUAUUGCCAAGUCUGCGAGCGUCAAAUGCGCGAUGAGAAUGGCUUCAAAAUGCACACACAAUCCGAGUCGCAUGUCCGACAGAUGCUCCUGGUCGGCGAAGACCCCAAGAAAUAUAUUAACGACUAUAGCAAUCAAUUUCAGAGAGACUUCUUGCAACUGCUACGCACAUCCCAUGGCGAGAAAAAGGUCAACUUGAAUCACUUUUACCAGGAAUACAUCCACAAUAAGGAACACAUCCAUAUGAACUCGACGAAAUGGCCUUCUUUGACCGAAUUUGCAAAGUUUCUGGGCAGAGAGGGUAUCUGCAGAGUGGAGGAUGAUGAGAAGGGGUUGCACGUUGCGUGGAUUGAUAAUUCGCCGGAAGCGCUGAGGAGGGCAGAUGCUAUUCGGAAGAAGGAGCGGCAGGAUAGAGGAGAUGAGGAGCGAGAGCAGGCCGCUAUUCGCGAGCAAGUUAGGAAGGCGAAGCUCGAUGCGGAAGGAAGAGGGGAGCGGGAUGCAGAUGACACCGAGAAAGAAUUGAAGCGGGCGGAUGGAGAAAAGAUAAAGCUGAGUUUUGGUACAAAACAAGCUGCGUCGAUAUCAGGGCCUGCUCUGGACAGCCCAGCGAUCAAAGAAUCAAAACCUGGCCAGGCAGAUGAACAGAAAAACGAGAUUCCCAAAGAUUCCAAAGAUGAAACAGCAGAGUUUAAGCCAGCAGCACCAGGCAAGAUAUCUAUGAAGAUGGGACUCUCAAGCAAGCCUAGGAAUGUCUUCGCCGCUGCUAAGAAGAAUGCUCUUGGAGGAAAGAAAGCCGCGAUCAUCGAACAACCUAAGAAAAUGGGCGAAGCAGAGCGUAUAAUGCGGGAGGAAAUGGAGCGGAACAACAAAAGAGGCCCACCAGGUUUUGGAGGUCCUCCACAAAAGAAGCAGCGUUAUUAGGCUCAUAUUGUGGAUCGCAGGCGUUUUCUGGGGCACUUUCUAGGUGUAUAAACAUGGCGUUGGCUAGAUACCACUUGCAUUUAGCUGUAGAGAAUAAACUGCAAUUCAUUCCGCAACUCCUUUAACUCCAUUUCGCUGUUCCUAACCACCCGUUUUAUGCCGCAAUAUGCCCAUGCGUCUCUUCAACACCUCCAUUGUCCUAAACCCCACUAGCCUCCAUCUGUCACAUCUGCCACCUCUAAUCUGCAUCCGUGGCAGUUCCAUCUCUCCUAAUAUAUAUCAGCCUUCUGACAUACACUCCUGAGCAGCACUCUAACUCAAGGAAAACUCACGGAAUGUACUUGAUCCUCGCUUCAUCCUCCAUGACAGCAAUCACCUCAUCCGGCAGCUGCCCGCUGACUUUCGUAGCAUAAACCCCACGCACAUAUCCAUCCAGUCUCUGCCACUUCGCGACCCAGCUCUUACUCGGAUCCGCGAGUGUGAUCAAUCCUUCGAAGACUUGAGAUGUGCAGUCGAUGAUUGCUUCCAUUGAGCCUUCGAGAUGCAGGAAGUCUUCGCAGUUGGGGCAGCCUUCCUUCAGGAAGCGGUUUUGCGUCCUAAGGCCGAGCAUUGUUAAUUUUGAAAGUAGGUAAAGGAGGGUGAGGGGCCACGGAGGAGAGGGGAAUAUGUACAUAACGAUAGAGCAGACCAUGCAGGCGCGCAGGUUGCGCUGUUGACCUGGGGGGACGAAGUUUUCACUCAUGAUGAGAGUUGUUUGCGUUUUGAAGUUGCGUCUCCCGGUUCAAGUUGCUGAAAGUUGUGGGAAGACCGUACUUUGUUAUUGUUUGGAAAUUGUUUGUUCAAAGAGGGACGAGGUUCAACAGACGAGGCUGAAC